Messenger RNA from Dinoponera quadriceps, 252 nucleotides. RefSeq names its product odorant receptor 49b-like. Gene Ontology annotation, cellular component: plasma membrane. Gene Ontology annotation, molecular function: odorant binding; olfactory receptor activity. Gene Ontology annotation, biological process: detection of chemical stimulus involved in sensory perception of smell; sensory perception of smell. The record is from RefSeq and is a predicted model, not a curated record. The transcript has 3 exons. The coding region runs from base 1 to 252 and encodes 83 amino acids. Lineage: Eukaryota; Metazoa; Arthropoda; Insecta; Hymenoptera; Formicidae.
AUGUGUCUCUACUGUGCGGCCGGUGAAUUUCUCGUGACGCAAUCUGAAAAAGUGCAUCGCACCACAUAUGAGUCUAAAUGGUACAUCACUGAGCCACAAGUAGCAAAAGAUUUGACAUUGAUCAUGCUGCGUGCGAACAAACCACUCCAUAUCACAGCAGGGAAAACAUUUCCCUUGACAAUGGCCACAUUUUGCAGCUUAUUAAAAACAUCGGCAGGCUAUAUCUCCGUCUUACUUGCCAAUCGAGAUUAA